Oppiella nova is the source of this 207-nucleotide messenger RNA. NCBI's taxonomy places the organism in Eukaryota, Metazoa, Arthropoda, Arachnida, Sarcoptiformes, Oppiidae. The record is from the annotation of a GenBank genome assembly.
AUGUUUCUUCUUGUUUCGACCCUUUUUCCGAAGAAGAAGACGUCGCCGGAGGAGGACUACUGCGGGUUUGCACAACAGCGCCCGCCUCCGCCCCCAGUAAUGCCCAACGGAGGAGAAGACAACGACAACGCAAACAGAAAGCCAAACGAAACGGACGAAAAUAGGAUAAUAGAUACCACCAAUUGUUGUAUCAAUCUAAACAUAUAA